Cryptomeria japonica (Japanese cedar) is the source of this 1698-nucleotide messenger RNA. RefSeq names its product 2-oxoglutarate-dependent dioxygenase 33. Gene Ontology annotation, molecular function: dioxygenase activity. The coding region runs from base 274 to 1275 and encodes 333 amino acids. Lineage: Eukaryota; Viridiplantae; Streptophyta; Pinopsida; Cupressales; Cupressaceae. The record is from RefSeq and is a predicted model, not a curated record. The transcript is spliced from 13 exons.
AUAAUUUGUUUGGAACUUUGCAGCUUUUCACUUUUAACCCACGGACAGCAAACAUUUUUUGGCAAGGGAACGCUUAAAAAGCUUUUAAGAUUCUUCUGGCACGCGGGGAUUCAGUGUCUCCUACUUGUAUUUUUUUAUGCUCUUUUUUUUACUUAUAGAGCAUUAUUUGUAUUUUGAGCUGCAGCCUGCACAUCGUUUUCAGUUAACUCAAUAGGUAUCCAACAUAAGAAAACCACAGUCGAUAGGAAGAAGACAGAGAACAAGACCAGAGAGAUGGCUUCAGAGUUCAAGUCUCUACCUGUAAUUGAUGUGGGGCCCCUCUUGGAGAAGACUGAAGAUUCAGAAAUGGCUAACGAUCAAAGCGUGGCUGAAGUUGCAAGACAAUUGGACAAAGCAUGCAGAGAAACAGGAUUUUUCUAUGUGAAAGGCCAUGGAGUUCCUGAUCAUAUUUUGAAAGAAGUACGAGACUUGUGCCGUGAGUUUUUUCAUCGUCCUUCUGAUGAGAAAGAAAAAAUUAAGAUGAGCAGUUCAACAGGAUACAGAGGAUAUCAAAGAGUGGGAGAAAAUGUAACACUUGGCCAACCUGACCUGCAUGAAGCUAUUGAUUGUUAUAAGAAUAUGAAACCGGGAGCUUAUGGAGAGCUUGGUAAAGUACUGGAAGGAUCAAACUUGUGGCCAGAUUAUCCAAAGAGAUUUGCCCCACUUAUGGAAGAGUAUAUUAGUAAUGUGCAAGAUCUUGCUAAAAAAAUUAUGAAAGGAAUAGCUUUAGGAUUGGGCAUGCCACAAGAUACAUUUGAAGGUGAAAACGGUGGAGACCCAUUUUGGGUCCUGCGUAUUAUUGGUUACCCACCUAUCGACAGUGACACUGAAGAAUUCAACAUGCAAGAUUCUGGGGUUGGAUGUGGAGCACAUACAGACUAUGGACUGCUUACAUUAGUGAAUCAGGACGAUGACAUAUCAGCACUUCAGGUAAGGAACUUUGCUGGUGAAUGGAUAUGGGCUGUUCCUAUUCCUGGGACAUUUGUUUGUAACAUUGGUGAUAUGCUGAAGGUGUGGACCAAUGGUUUCUAUCAGCCUACAUUACAUCGGGUGAUCAACAAAAACCCCAAAUAUCGUGUUUCAGUGCCAUUCUUCUAUGAGCCAAACUUUGAUGCAGUUGUUGAACCAUUAGAAAUUUUCAAGGAGUUAACUGGAGGGAAAGCUCUUUACAGCCCUGUGAUAUAUGGGAAUCAUAUAAGUGGAAAAGUGUCGACAAAUUUUGACGAAAUCCUAUGAAAUCUGGCCAUUUCAUAGUCUAAAAUAUUAAAGAAAAUAUUGACUAGGUGUUGGCCGCCCAAUCUUAAGGCAACAACAAUCUAAGGAGAAUCGCAGCCUUUGGACUAGUUAAAGGCUGUCAUACCAAGUGGGCGAUUCAUUAUAUGAAGUCAUCCUCACAUUUAUUAUGACUAAAGGUUGUGUUCUAGAUUGCUAAAGAGAACACAAGUUUAAUGAGCCAUUGUUAGGGGAAAGGGCCUUGUAGUGGACCACUCUAACUUCACACUUUUCAAAAUUUUAUAUGGAAAUUUCAAAUCUCUCAAUUUUGGUAGUAAUUUAGUUGUCAAGUUCCUUAAAAAAUCUGGUUUUGAGUCUAUAUGAUGUCACAUGAGCAUGCUUUUUUGUUGAGGUGUCCAAAAUGGUUAAAAAAAAGACUGAUAGUUG